GUAGAAUCACAGUCAUGUCAUCGUGCUAGUCAUCUUCUAACAUUAAAUGCGUGAUUGGUUUGUUCCUAUCUGGCGUCUAUCUAACGUCACGCACAACUACAAGAGUUACGUUCAGUUAUACAUUCAUAUAAAGAUACUUAAUCGCCUUUACUAACGAAACACUUGGGAUCCGCGGAUUUUUCAAGAACCUCAAACGAACAUCAGCUGUUAACAUGGCUACCAAGGAGAAAAAAAAUUCGGACGAAAGUGCUACGAAUGGAUACAAGAAAGAAGAUGUCAAGGAAAUAGAAAUACCGAUGCCAUGGGGACAUAUCAGAGGCAAAUGGUGGGGUCCUAGUGAGCUCCAACCAAUACUGGCACUACACGGUCGCCAAGAUAAUUCAGGCACUUUUGAUACAUUAAUGCCAUUGCUGUCAAAUGAUGUUUCUGUUCUUUGUUUGGAUAUGCCUGGGCACGGUUUAUCUUCACAUUACCCAAAGAGUCAAUUCUAUUAUGUGUAUUGGGAUGGUGUCAUAUUCCUUCGUAAAAUUAUUAAAUAUUUCAAAUGGAACAAGGUCAAACUUCUUGGGCACUCAUUGGGUGGUGCUAUAUCAUUUCUGUAUGCAGCAUCAUAUCCAGAUGAAGUUGAUUUUCUUAUAAGUUUGGACAUUGCUAGCCCGAGCGUAAGGGAUGUCAAGAAAACAGCUACAAUCACCGGAGAAUAUAUUGACAAAUUUUUGAAAUAUGAAUUAUUAACAUUGGACAAUGCACCAUCUUAUGAAUAUGGCGAAAUGCUUAAUAUAGUAGAAAAAGCAUAUGAUGGUUCUAUAACAAAGGAAGGAGCAGAAAUAUUAAUGAAACGUGGUAUGCAGCCAGCGCAUAAAAAAGACAAAUAUUAUUUUUCUCGUGAUCCAAGAUUGAAGGUUUCCCUUUUAGGAUUAUUAUCUUUAGAUUUAGUAGUUGAAUACGCAACUCAGAUAAAAUGUGCUUACCUCAACAUUCGUGCUAUUCCUGGAAUGAAAUUUGAAAAUCCUGAAAAUUAUCAGAAAAUAUUGGACAUCAUAAAAGUAGGAGCUAAGAAAUUUGAGUAUCAUGAGGUGACAGGCACGCAUCACGUACAUUUGAAUGAACCUGAAAAAAUUGCGCCUAUAAUCAAGAAUUUUUUACAAAUUUAAUAAUAAUAUUAUUUAGUUAUACAUAUUAAUGAAUUUAGUUAC
This is a messenger RNA of Acromyrmex echinatior (Panamanian leafcutter ant), 1196 nucleotides long. RefSeq names its product serine hydrolase like 2 kraken. The record is from RefSeq and is a predicted model, not a curated record. Lineage: Eukaryota; Metazoa; Arthropoda; Insecta; Hymenoptera; Formicidae. Gene Ontology annotation, cellular component: membrane.